ACAUUAAUAUUGCGAUGAUUUCUACUUCUCUUUUGCAAGUUGGAAAAUUCCUUGCAAUGGUCACUUAGGGCCUUACUGAAUCAGUCACUAUGGACUCUCUCAAGGAGAAGUUGCAUCACACAAAACUGCACGAUGCCAAAGUCAAAGCAAGCCAUCUGAAACACAAGAUUGGAAAACUCGAGAAUUUGUUCAACCCCAAUCAUCGCCACGACGAAGCUCACGAACAAGAGGUAGACCAGAAGCGUACUGCCAUUGCAGAAUCUCACAGAUUUCAGUCCUUUGCUCCUGAGCAUGACGGAAACAAAGUCAAGUGGUAUGUCGACGCCUCAGACUACAUGUGGGCUGUCUCUGUGGCUCUUGACCGCGCAAAGGAGACUAUUUAUAUCGCGGAUUGGUGGUUGUCACCCGAGUUGUUUAUGCGAAGACCUCCGAAUCGCAAUCAGGAGUGGAGAUUGGAUCAAAUCUUGAAAAGACGCGCCGAGGCUGGUGUGCAGAUCUAUGUCAUUGUCUACAAGGAGGUUGAGCAAGCUUUGACGUGUAACUCUGCACAUACAAAGCACGCCUUGAGAAGUCUGUGCCCUCAAGGAUCAAAAGGCGCGGGUAAUAUUCAUGUUCUUCGACAUCCUGAUCACAACAUGUUUGAAAACCUGGGUGACAUGACCUUCUAUUGGGCCCACCACGAAAAAUUCGUGGUCAUCGACUAUGCAAUCGCCUUCAUUGGCGGUAUCGACCUCUGCUUUGGUAGAUGGGACAAUCAUCAACAUCCACUCGCCGAUGUCCACCCAGCUGGUAUAGAAAAUGAGAUAUUCCCAGGCCAAGACUUCAACAACAAUCGGAUUAUGGACUUUCAGAGCGUCCAAGACUGGCAGAAUAAUGAACUUAACAAAACUGAAUACGGCCGUAUGCCCUGGCACGAUGUCGCCGUGGGGGUAAUUGGUGACUGUGUCUAUGACAUAGCCGAACACUUUGCGCUGAGAUGGAAUUGCGUAAAGAGGGACAAAUACAAACGUGACGAGAGUGUGGAUUAUUUACUCAUCGAGGGCCGUACUGGUGAGGAUGAGGGUCUCCUUGGCGUUCAACGUCCUAAGUUCCCCUGCGGAGAAUAUAUUCAACAUCCUCUGACGCCAUUGAGCACAAAGCCUCGCGGCGAGCAGGGUACGGUUCAUGCUCAGAUUGUCAGGAGUAGCGGAGACUGGUCCUCGGGAAUCUUAACGGAGCAUAGCAUACAGAAUGCAUACUCGGAAAUCAUCAAGAAAGCGGAGCAUUUUGUGUAUAUUGAAAACCAAUUCUUUGUGACUGCGACGGGUGAUCAGCAAAAGCCUGUUGAAAACACUAUCGGCCGUGCCAUUGUUGAAGCUGUGGUUCGUGCUGGAAAAGAAGGACGGAAGUUUCGAGUGAUUAUUGUCAUUCCAUGCAUUCCCGGCUUUGCAGGCGAUUUGCGCGAGAAUGCUGCUGCAGGUACUCGUGCCAUUAUGGACUACCAGUACAAGUCCAUUCUACGGGGCGACGAUUCAAUUUUUGGACAGAUUAAAGCCCAAGGUGUUGAUCCAACAGAGCAUAUAUUCUUCUUCAACCUUCGCUCCUACGACCGCAUCAACAAAACCGCAGAAUUAGUGGAGCAAGAACAGAAGUCUGGCGUCCAUUAUCAAGACAUCCAGCGCGCAAAUGCGGAGCAAGUGAUGGGCGAAAGUGUUCACCCAGGUAUUGGCAAAGAAGGUGAUUUCACAGAACACGAAUAUGGCAUUAGCAAAGAAGACCAGGAGAAGAAGAUCGACAGUUUACGAAGGUUCGAGGAGCAACGUGAACAGGCAUACGGUAAAGAUAGGGAAAUUAAGAGCAGUGAUAACAUCGUGCAAAAUGCCAUGCUUAAUCAACGAAAAGUAAGCGAGGAAUACUGGGGCGGAGAUGAUCCCGAGAAAGAGAAGGAUAACUUCAUUCAAGAGGAGUUGUACGUUCAUGGCAAAGUAUGCAUUGUCGAUGAUCGGGUUGUUAUUUGCGGUAGUGCCAACAUCAAUGAUCGAUCACAACUUGGGGACAGAGAUAGCGAACUCGCCAUUGUCCUCGAAGACACCGACAUGAUCGACAGCACCAUGAACGGCCAACCAUACCGCGCUGCUCGUCUCGCAGCAACUCUCCGACGUCAUUUAUGGCGUGAACAUUUAGGACUUCUUCUCCCCCAAGAACUCGACGGCAGCAACAACCCUAAUGCCCAACCACCAGACGACUGUCCCAACAGUAUCGGCGAAGGUCACGAAUACGAAUUCGUCACUGACCCUCUAAGCGAAGAGCUAUGGGAAACAUGGACAACGCAAGCUACCACAAACACCGAAGUCUUUCGAUUCCUUUUCCGUGCUGAUCCGGAUGAUCAUAUUAAGACCUUUGAAGACUACGAUCAGUUUGCGCCGAGAAAAUCGAUUAAGCAAGGGCAUUUACAUGAUCCAUACAUGCCGGUCAGUAUUGUGCGUGAGAAUUUGGAUAAGAUUAGGGGUCAUCUUGUUUGGAUGCCGCUUGAUUUCUUGAAGGAUGCUGAAAUGGCUGAGCCGGGGUUGUCGGUAAACCAUAUUACAGUUAGUAUUUAUACGUAGGUGGAAGUCAUUGAUGGUGCCGUUCUUUUUUCAUCUUGUUCUGUUAUUCUAUACAUGUUUCUUGGGCGCCAUGUCAACUGUCAUGACAAGACCUGGUCCCAAUUUGAGAUUACUUCUUACAGUAUCACGCUUCCCAUAGUAUAGUGUACAUAAAGUCGUUCUCCGACUCAAUCUUGAUACCAAGC
This is a messenger RNA of Talaromyces stipitatus ATCC 10500, 2770 nucleotides long. RefSeq names its product phospholipase PldA, putative. The record is from RefSeq and is a predicted model, not a curated record. Gene Ontology annotation, biological process: phosphatidic acid biosynthetic process; intracellular signal transduction; cell motility. NCBI's taxonomy places the organism in Eukaryota, Fungi, Ascomycota, Eurotiomycetes, Eurotiales, Trichocomaceae. Gene Ontology annotation, molecular function: D-type glycerophospholipase activity. The transcript has 8 exons. Bases 90 to 2585 code for a protein of 831 amino acids.